CUUAAAAAACUAACGCCAAACAUAACCUAACCUCACUCAUCUUGUGACAAUACGCAGAAGUCCUUUUAAAUUUUGUGGAAAAAAAAACAAAAAAAUGUAUUAAAGACUUUCAUUCAGUAAUAUCCAAAAAAGUGAAUAUUUCAACAAAAACACACACUAAAAAGCAGCAAGAAAAACGAUGGGUAAUACAGUGUCAGCGGCUGAAAUAGCUGCAGCCCAAAUCGUUCAUCCGAACGAACCCAUUGAAAAAAUUUUAGACCCACACAUGCAUAAACAUGCAUUUGACACAAGUAAAUACUCAGGUGAGAUUCCCGAGGAGUGUCCUAUGCAUAAGAAACAACAACCAGCUGCUUCAGAAUGUCCAGUACAACAUGGAGACAAAGAGAUCAAUCCCUUGAAUAUGAUGGGGCCCGCAAAUCAAAAUCCAGCUCCCGGACAACCAUUUCCUCUUUCCAAGGAGAGACAAGUUUCCACCAUACCAAAAGCCAUAGUAAAGGAAGGUGAAGGCUCGUUUUGGGUGUAUCCUAGUGCACAGAUGUUUUGGAAUGCAAUGCUAAGAAAAGGCUGGAGAUGGCGGGACGAGGAUAUCAGCCAAAAAGACAUGAAUGACAUCAUCAAAAUCCACAAUGCCAAUAACGAGCAAGCCUGGCAAGAAGUUUUAAAAUGGGAGGCUUUACACGCCCACGAAUGUAUGGACCCGAGACUAAAAAGUUUUGGUGGUAAAGCGGCAGACUACAGUCCAAGGGCGCGAAUUCGUCAACUCUUGGGUUAUGAAUUACCGUUCGACAGGCAUGACUGGAUAGUUGACAGAUGUGGCAAAGAUGUCAGAUAUGUCAUCGAUUAUUAUGAUGGAGGACAAGUGGAUAGCAAGUAUCAGUUUGCUAUUUUGGAUGUCAGGCCUGCUAUGGACAGUGUGGAAAACGUUUGGGACAGAAUGAGGGUCGCAUGGUGGAGAUGGUUCUACAGUAAUCAAUAGAAAAUGCCGACUUACCAAGUAGUGAUACCCAUUAAGAUUCUUCUUUUAACAGCACUAUUUAUUAUAUUAAUGAACUCAAGUUUCAUGUGUAAAAGUAAUUUAUUAGAUGUGAUUCUGCAAUAAAGUACUAUUAUGUGAAAUA
This is a messenger RNA of Anthonomus grandis grandis, 1118 nucleotides long. It is a transcript of the gene Cchl, whose product is annotated as holocytochrome c-type synthase. The coding region runs from base 179 to 976 and encodes 265 amino acids. Gene Ontology annotation, molecular function: holocytochrome-c synthase activity. The record is from RefSeq and is a predicted model, not a curated record. Gene Ontology annotation, cellular component: mitochondrion. Lineage: Eukaryota; Metazoa; Arthropoda; Insecta; Coleoptera; Curculionidae. Gene Ontology annotation, biological process: cytochrome c-heme linkage. The transcript is spliced from 5 exons.